AUGAAGUCCUCGUACUAUGUUAUUAUAGCACUUUUCUUGGGGAUCGCUUUACUUAAAGUUGCAAGGGCUCAAGUCGUCAUAAAAGCCGACCCAAUGAGCAUGAGCAUAUUCAAAGUAAACGCAACUCAUGCGACCGUAACUCUAACGGGCCCAACCAACAUCUGGUUGAGCAUCGGCGUUGGGGCAACCAUGUCCAACGCAGACUGUGUGGUAGCAUGGGCCAACGGCGACAACAGUGUGACCGUCUCAAGACGCUUCUCAUCUGGCCUUGCAGUGCCAAUGAACUAUCCAACACAAAACUUGCAGCUCGUCAACAAGACUGUGGCUGGAACGACAUUUACUGUCGUUGUGGCACGUCCUAUUGCUGCGAUGGGCGCUAAUGAGGUUGCUCUUGCAUAUGGAAACCAGGCGUAUAUAUAUGCGUUUGGGAGUGAUAAGCCGACGAGUAAUAUGGCGAAUGCUGCCUUUGGUAUUCAUACGCCAACUGCCAGGAAGGAAUUCAUGGCCAACUUUCUUGAUGCAGUAGCUGCCCCUGCUGGUGGUAACGGAACUAGUGCUGCAGCAUCCGUUACAUUGGGUGGUCCAUCACCAUUAUACCAGCCUUUAGUCCAAUACCAUGGUAUACUACUGUUCUUUGCUUGGUGCGUUGCUGCUCCCGUAGGAGUUACCAUAGCAAGGAAUAUGAAGAAAGAGCUUGGUGUAUGGUGGUUUAGGUUCCAUGCUCUUAUUGGAACGACAGUCUUUCUCUCUCAAAUGGUGGGAACGUAUAUGGCCUACUAUGCACAUAAUUUGGUUUCGACGCUACCUCAUUUCAGUUAUGCCAACACUGGCGUACACGGCCCACUAGGCCUAAUAAUCACCCUCGCAACACCCACCCAGUUUUUCCUCGGUAUCUUCAUUGACCGUAUGUGGUCUCCAGGUCGUCAGGGCAUCCCCUGGUACGAUAAGACACAUUGGUGGAUCGGCCGUAUUAUCUCCUUUGUGGGGAUUGCCGUCACAGAAGCGGGUGUCAACUUGUAUAAUAAGAGCAACCCCAUUGAUUUUGGAUGGAUUAUCUUGGUUUAUGGAUGGGUUGUUAUUAUUACGAUACAUCAGGUGUUUGCGGAAUUGAUAUACCCUCCUAUUCAUCAUACUGGAGCAAUCAGAAUGUUUCCGAGCUCUAGAAUGAAGAGCUCCUACUAUGCCAUCUUGGGAUUUUUCCUGGCCAUCUCAUUUAGCUGGAUUAGAGUAACAAAUGCCCAAGCAGUUGUAAUAAAAGCCGAUCCAAUGACCAUGUCCAUCUUCAAAGUAAACACCACCCACGCAACCGUGACCCUCUCAGGCCCAACAAACAUCUGGCUGUCCAUUGGUGUCGGUGCAACAAUGUCCAAUGCAGACUGUGUGGUUGCAUGGGCAAAUGCAGAUAAUACCGUGACAGUAUCACGUCGCUUCAGUUCGGGGUUGACGGUGCCCAUGAACUAUCCAACGCAGAAUUUGCAGAUUCUGAAUCAAACUGUUACGGGUGCUACGUUUACGGUUGUUGUGGCUCGACCUAUUGCGGCUGUGGUUGCUAAUGAGGUAGCGCUGGCGCCGGGUAAUCAGGCUUAUAUAUAUGCGUUUGGGACGGAUAAGCCGACUAGCAACAAGGCGGAUUCUACUUUUGGGAUUCAUACCCCAACAGGCCGAAAAGAAUUCAUGGCCAACUUCAUGGACGCCGUCGCAGCACCCGCUGGUGGCAACGGCACCGCUGCAGCCGCUGCACCAGUCACACUUGGUGGUCCAUCCCCGCUCUACCAACCGCUCAUCCAGUACCACGGCAUCUUGCUCUUUUUCGCAUGGUGUGUCGCUGCUCCAGUAGGAGUCACUAUCGCGAGGUUCCACGCCAUGUUGGGAACCACAAUCUUCAUCUCCCAAGUGGUGGGUGUGUAUCUGGCGUACUAUGCACACAAUCUGGUUUCUACCCUACCACAUUUCAGUUAUGCAAACACCGGCUUCCACGGCCCAAUAGGCGGGCUCAUCACCAUCCUAACACCAGCUCAGUUCUUUCUCGGCAUCUUCAUCGACCGCAUGUGGUCUCCAGGUCGACAUGGGAUUCCAUGGUACGACAAGGCACAUUGGUGGGUUGGUCGUAUUGCUACUUUUACUGGUAUUGGAGUCACCGAAGCCGGCCUCGUAUUAUACCAGAAGAGCAACACGGUAGAUCCUGGGUGGACAGUAUUACUUUAUGGAUGGAUUCUAAUUGUCACUGUUCUUCAAGUGUUUGCCGAGUUGAUCUACCCGCCGAUUCAUCAUACUGCUGAAAACCAUGACCUGUUUGAAAAGGGUGAUAAAGACCACUCCUAA
Synchytrium microbalum is the source of this 2322-nucleotide messenger RNA. RefSeq lists its product as uncharacterized. NCBI's taxonomy places the organism in Eukaryota, Fungi, Chytridiomycota, Chytridiomycetes, Synchytriales, Synchytriaceae. The transcript has 15 exons. The record is from RefSeq and is a predicted model, not a curated record. Bases 1 to 2322 code for a protein of 773 amino acids.